Epinephelus moara (kelp grouper) is the source of this 8268-nucleotide messenger RNA. Its product is annotated as polycystic kidney disease protein 1-like 2. The transcript has 45 exons. Gene Ontology annotation, cellular component: membrane. Lineage: Eukaryota; Metazoa; Chordata; Actinopteri; Perciformes; Serranidae. Gene Ontology annotation, molecular function: protein binding; carbohydrate binding; calcium ion binding. The record is from RefSeq and is a predicted model, not a curated record. Gene Ontology annotation, biological process: detection of mechanical stimulus.
UGUGUUACACCAGUGUAUAAGUGCUCUCAUCCCAUGUUGUAUGGGCUCGAUCAGCUGGGCUACCAGACGGCCUUUGGAGGCUCCUGCUAUGAGUUUGUGGAUCUCCAGCAUACUUUUUUCAAUGCGCAGGCUUGGUGCGAGCAGCGUGAUGGACACCUUGCUUUUAUCCCAGAUAAAGAAACUCAACAUUUCAUUCAAACACUCAUGGACCCCAAGAGGGAUGUCUGGCUUGGAGUAGCGCCCUCCACCUCUCCAAACCUGCAAUAUUCUUCAACUGUUGAAGGUGCUCUCUCUUGGCUGGAUGGUUCUCAUCUAACCUAUUCAAACUGGGUGAGCAGCCCACAGCCAGGAGAAGAGUGUGGACACAUACUGAGAGACUCAGGCUUCCAAUGGGAAGCCACAAGACACUGCAACAAAAAACUGCACUUUAUCUGCCAGUUUGACUCUGGCAGAUCCAUUGUGUGUGCAGGUCGUAACACCACUCUACAGUGCGGCUCUGGUCAAGUCCUAAUGAUAGAUCGCAGCUUCUAUGGUCGUAAGAACCUUCAUUACUGUCGAUCCACUUUCUCCCCUCCAACAACAACCACAGAGCACAAGUGUGGCUGGGUGGAUGUUGUUGAAACAUUAACAGCUCACUGCAGUGGCCGCCAGAUUUGCCAGAUUGCUCCAGUUGUGGACUCCUUUGUUGAACCCUGUCCUCAGCUGGGGAGCUACCUGUCUGUGGACUACCACUGCAAAGAUGGGCUCUCACUGUCAGUGGGCACUGUGGCUGCUGUUUAUGAUGACGUCACCAUCAACGUGGAAUGGCUUUUACAUUUACAGCAAGGUAACCCCAGCUGCAAGCUGAGUACCGGAGAUGGCCAUGUUAUUUAUCUGCUUAGUCCACAGGGGUUGGAGAGCAGCGUGGUGCACAGAUAUACCCAUCCAAGCACAUUUGUUGUGGUCGUCGAAUGCAUCACCAGAGACGUGCACAUUACAACUCAGAAAAUAAUAACCAUUCAAGAGCCCAUUAUAGAGUUUGGUGUAAUCAGGUGCUAUGCUGGGAAACUGUCUUUCCAUGCAACCGACUGCAAAGCCCUUUGGGGAGAGCCAUUCCAAAUUCAAAUUGAAGUAAAGGCAGGUACAAAUGUGACCUACAGAGUCCAGAGUGAUGACAUGUUGUUGUCGGGUUUAUCUGUGUUGAGAGGAAAUAUUCCCCAGAACAUCACAGUGACUCCACAAAUGAUGACGCAGCGUGGGCCUGGCUGCCACCAGCUGACCCUUUAUGCAUCUAACAUGGUCACAUUCCCUGAAGUGUCCGCACACUUGCAGAUGUGUGAGUUGGAGAAAGUAGCCAGGCUUGAGGCCACUGUGUUGACAGAGAAGGAUGAUUGUCCAGACUCUCCAGAUAUUACAGUUGGUGUUUACCUUGAACAAGGAGCACCUGUGCUGCUCCUUUUCUCACUGUCUGGAGACAACAGCUCGUACUCAGAGACCAGGGAAAUGAACACAAGCAAGGAAAUCUUUCAAAUUGGACACCCUAUUCAAGGUUCUGUUCAAAUGAAAGUAAGAGCAUGGAAUGUCUUCUCCUCUUUGGAAGUGGAUGUGGAUAUGUUUGCUUUCUGUGGCAAGGAUUCACUCUCAAAUGGUCAUGAUGACCAUUUUUUGAGACCGGGAAAGAAACCAAUUAGAGUUGUCAGAUCUCCAAUGAAAGCCAUUGCAACACCUUCAUAUUCUGUACCUACCAAAGAUAUAACGAUCACGCUUUCAAUAAGCGAUGCAGCCAAACUAAAUGACCCGAAGAAACGAUACGAGUGGGCAUGCCGGCAUCCCUGUCGAUGCCAGGGAAAUUUUGAGGGACUGACUUAUGACAUUACAGAACGUUGCCUACCAGAUCCUCUUCAAUAUUUUAAGUACCAUUUUAAUGUGAUAAAUAAAGACAAUAAUAAAGUGGAAAAAACGGAAUCCAUAUGCAUCACCCUCAACCCUCAGAAGAACGUGCCAACUUGGCUAAGUCUCACUUGCACUGAAGGCUGUAACCCAAUCAAGAAGAACAAGGAUGCAAAAAUUACAAUGGAUUGUAAAGGACAACAGUGUCCACAGAUUGUGUGGAACAUUGAGGACCUACGUGACGACAAAAACUGGCCAGGAGAUAUAGAAAAAGACUGCUAUAAAAUGGAAAAGAAAAGGCCACUCGUACUGAAAACGCAUGGUGGGACUGAAUACACUGUGUCUAAUUGGAUUCUUGAGGCAGCCAAAUCUAAAGGUCUGGAUGUCACUGUGGUGAUAACGUCAGCGGAUGUUGUACCACUUUACCACAAAUACAUCAUAAAGACAUCGUCAUCUACUGAGAAGAAAAAAGACAGUAAGGAAGAAGACAGCAAGGAAAAAGACAGCAAGGAAAUAGGCAGUAAGGAAGAAGACAGUAAGGAAAAAGACAGCAAGGAAAUAGGCAGUAAAGAGGAAGCUAGUAAGGAAGAGGACAGUAAGGAAAAAGACAGCAAGGAAAAAGACAGUAUAGAGGAAGAUAGUAAGGAAGAGGACAGUAAGGAGGAAGACGGUAAGGAAGAGGACAGUCCCGAAGAAACCACCACUGGUCCUGCCUCUACAUCACCUGGCACUAUUACUGACAUCACUGCCACACCUACUACCACAGACACUGGUGAUACAUCUCCACCAGUCACCACCAACAAUUUUGACAGCCUUAAGUGUAGCAUAUCACCACAGAGGGGAACAAUCCUUGAUGCUUUCGAUAUAACUUGCAAUACUGAAGUUCCUUGUUCUGACUGUCAGUAUUGUUUUAAGACUGAUGAAGGUAAGCAUCUGCGCUGCAGCAACAACAAUGAAGUGAAGGCUGUCUUCCUCCCUCUUGGAGACAGCAGCUCCAGCUACAAGCUGAAUAUCAAAGCAACUGCAAACAAUGGCAGCUUUGUAGCUAGCACCACUGUCACUGCAGAGGUGCUGGAUUACACAGCGGUAUCUAGCUCCUCGGUAGAUGAUCUUAAGGCUUCAGUGGAGAAUGCUUUGGUUCAGCUAAAGGAGCACGGUGUACUGUCAGGAGCAACUGUGGGACAAAUCUUCAGUUCUGUGGCCAAUAAACUGAAUGCCCAAUCUGAUGAAUCGAAACAAGCUGACAGGCAAAAGCUUCGUGAGAAGAUGCUGGACAUAAUGAAUAACAUAGUAAAAGCAGCUCCCAUCAACACUCCAGAUGAAGUUCAAGCAACCACCAGAGGACUUACUGCUGUUGUCCAGAAAGGCACUGAACUCAGCACCUCUGCUCAGGAAGAGGCUUCGUUAUUGUUUGCAGCCCUCAGCUCAUCCCUCCUCCACAUGAACAUUACCAAUAGCGAAGAAAAUAUCAAUGAAAUACACACUGCAGCCAGCACCAUUGUGGAAGGAAUAAGCAAUAUCCUGCACUAUUCUUCAAGUAGGAAUGUCUCUGAUGCCCUUCUCCUUGCCCUGAGCAAUACACAGAGUGCACUGUUAGCAUUUAAAGAUGUGCACCAGAGGCCAACUAUCAUCCAACAAGCUCAUAUUGGUGUGUUUGUUCAUAGAGUGACACCUGGAAGUUUGCACACAGAGUCUAUAAAUAUUCCCAACAGUUCCAGCCCAUCAUUUUCUCUCCCAAAACUACCCCCUGAUGUGUUACCUUCAGAUGAACCAGUGGAUAUAAGGAUGCUGAGCGUAGACAAAAACCCAUUUUCCUGGAAUGAGAGAGGAAACAUCAGCGGCCAAAUAGGUGCUCUAUCCCUCACAACAACUGAUGGCUCCGAUAUCCCUGUGGAGAACUUGAGUGAGGAUGUCAAGAUUCUGUUGCCGAGACUUGUUGGAGAGCAGGUGAACACCUCGGUUUUGGACCUGGGAAACUAUAGCACAACCACCAUAGACAUUCCUGUAGCUGACAAUACAUUGGUGUUAAAGAUGGUGCCUUCAAAUGAUCCUUUACCCUUCAAACUGCUCCUGGGUUAUAUGGCCUACCCUACUGAAACCAAUUAUGUUGCAAUGACAGAGAUGCCUCAUCAGGGAGCAACACCAGAGGAGAGAUACACUUGGCUGCUAGACCCUAAAGAUUUAAAGGGAAACACUGGAAUGCACUAUCUUGUAGUGAGGCCCAUUGUAGGCCCAGGUAUAAAAUCCAUCAAUGCCAGUUUAACAAUGACCUCGAUCACUACAGCAUGCAAAUUUUGGAAUGAGUCAAAAUUGGAUUGGAGCAGUUAUGGAUGCAGGGUCGGUGUAGAGACCACACAUUUAGUCACAGUGUGCCUCUGCAACCACCUCACCUUCUUCGGAAGCUCUUUCUUCGUCACUCCCAACCUUGUGGAUCCAUCACGCACUGCUGAGCUGUUUGCGACUUUUGCUGAGAAUCCUGUGGUUGUCUGCUUUGUGGGGUCUCUCUUUGUGGCCUAUCUCUUGGUGGUUGUGUGGGCACGAAGAAAAGACAUUCAAGACAUGGCCAAGGUCAAGGUGACUGUGCUGGAGGACAAUGAUCCCAUGGAUGAGUAUCGCUACCUGUUGAGUGUCAGCACUGGGCACCGGGGAGGAGCCUCCACUUCCUCUCAGGUGACAAUCACUCUGCUGGGUGCAGAGGGAAACAGUGAACCACAUCAUCUGACAGAUCCAAAGAAACGUGUGUUUGAGAGAGGAGCAGUGGAUGUGUUCCUGCUAGCUACACCCUUCUCCCUGGGAGAUCUGCAGGGCAUCAGACUGUGGCAUGACAACUCAGGGAGCCAUCCCUCCUGGUAUGUAGGCAACAUUGUGGUACAGGACCUACAGACGGAACAGAAAUGGCAUUUUCUAUGCAACUCCUGGCUGGCGAUAGACUUGGGCGAUUGUUCCCUUGAUAAAGUUUUUCCUGGUUCGACAGAGGUGGAUUUGAAGAGGUUCAGUAACUUGUUCUUCAUGAAGACUUCAAAGGAUUUCAGCGACGGACACCUCUGGUACUCUGUGAUCAGUCGACCACCGAGCAGCACCUUCACUUGUGUUCAGAGAGUUUCCUGUUGCUUCAGCCUGCUGCUCUGUACCAUGCUGACCAGCAUCAUGUUUUAUGGCAUCCCAACAGAUCCCUCUGAGCAGACCAUGGAUCUGGGUCACUUUGAGUUUAGCUGGCAACAGUUCAUGAUUGGAGUUCAGAGUUCUCUCAUCAUGUUUCCUGUGAAUAUCCUUAUUGUCAGCAUCUUCAGAAACACUCGUCCUCGGGAGACGUCUUGUUGCAAGCACAAAACAGAAAAACCAGAUACUAUAGAGCAGACUUCCUUCUCACAGGCUACCACCAACAACAUGAAUGUCAGUGUCACUUUAGACUCUGUCAUUAAGGAUAUCACAAGAAUCGCCCAUUCACUGUCUAAGACCGUAAAAAGCAAUGUACCAUGCACAGAGUUCAAGUUUGGGCCUGGACAACAAGUGGAUAUCAAUGCUGUCCUUUCUGUGGUGGAGGAUUUCAUCAAACAGAAUAACAAAACCAGCGACACCACCCAGACCAAAACUCAGAGCUUCUGCAACCCCGUUCAGCCUCAGCUGCCAGAGGCCAGUGCAAGUAUGCAUCCUGGGUCAACAGUGGAGGGGAUUCAAAAGACGAGCAACAAAACCCAGUAUCUUUACCGGCAGCUGUGUCACAUUGACAAAGAGCUGAGCCUGCUGGGACCCUCCGGCUUCCCCACCCAACACAGCUACAGCCAGGCUCUGCAGCAGGUCCAGGGCAUGAAGGGCUCUCUUGAAGAUCGGUAUUCUUUCACUGCUCUCACUUGCAGGUUGAAUCCUGCAGAUAGCACGGAUGGUGACGGCAGUCAGAAGAAAAGGGUGUGCUGUCAUGGAGGGCUACCCUGGUGGUUUAUUUUUGUCGGCUGGCUGCUAGUGAUCGCAAGCAGUGUUGUAUCAGGAUAUUUCACAAUGCUUUAUGGGUUGAAAUUUGGGAAGGAACGCUCAGUGAGCUGGUUGGUGUCCAUGAUCAUCUCCUUUUUUCAGAGUAUCCUCAUCAUUCAGCCAUUGAAGGUGCUAUUACUUGCAGUCUUCUUUGCUCUUGUAAUAAAGAAAGUUGAUGAGGAAGAUUUUGAAAAUGUGGAGUAUGACAGAAAUCUAGGUGAGUGUAAGGAACAACAAAUGGUCAGAAAGAACAGUAAUCUCUAUAAGCCUCCGCCUCCUGCAGACAUUGAGAAAAUUUGAAGAAACAAGAUAAUGGAACAGAAAGCCUUUGCCCUCCUUAAAGAGAUUUUGACCUACAUGGGGUUUAUGUGGAUGUUGCUGCUGGUGGCGUAUGGCCAGAGAGAUCCCAAUGCUUUUUUCCUGAACCAGCACAUCCGGAACAGCUUCAGUAGAGGGAUCUCAGACAGCAUGAGUCUUGGAGAAGUGUUCACUUGGGCUAAUACAUCACUACUGAGUAACCUUUUUGGAGUUUAUCCAGGAUUUAUCACAGAUGGAAACUCCAAGCUAGUGGGUAAUGCCCGUCUUCGUCAGUUGAGAGUGCAGAAGGACUCCUGUGAGAUUGCAGACUCCAUGCUCCAGUUUGUGCCAGACUGUCAUGCUCCAUAUUCAUGGGAGGCAGAAGACAUGGGCUCCUAUGACCCUGGCUGGAACCACACUGUGAGGGAUAAUAUCUCUGCGAGCACUUCCAGCCCGUGGACGUACCAGAUGCAGGCUCAGCUCAGGGCUCAUCCUGUCUGGGGUAAAAUGGUGCUCUACAGGGGAGGUGGCUUUGUAGCAGAGCUUGGUCCAGAUUCACAAAAUGCAAGCAGCACCCUUGAGUAUCUAUUCAGAAACACGUGGCUGGAUAUAUACACAAGAGCCAUCAUUGUCGAGUUCACUGUUUAUAAUGCUAAUGUGAACCUCUUCUGCAUCGUCACACUCUUGCUGGAGACCACAGCUGUAGGGGCAUUUCAGUUCCACAUUGAGCUACAGAGUGUUCGUCUCUACCAAUCAACCGGUGGCCUUCACAUCUUUGUUAUGGCUGCUGAGAUCAUAUACCUGCUUUUCAUCCUUUAUUACAUGUUCCUGCAGGGCAAAUUAAUGAAGCAGCAGCGAUGGGCUUACUUCAAGAGCAAGUGGAACCUCCUUGAGCUGACUAUCAUCUUACUGAGCUGGAGCACCGUGGCUGUGUUCAUACAAAGGACCCUGCUUGGGAACCGCGAUAUGACCUACUACCAAAAUCACAAAGACCAAUUUGCCAGUUUUUACGAGACAGCCACAGCAGACUCAGUGCUCCAGUAUCUGAUUGCCUUCCUCGUCCUGCUCGCCACCUUCAAACUGUGGCACUUGCUCAGACUGAACCCUAAGAUGAACAUGAUCACUGCUGCGCUGCAGCGGGCCUGGAGUGAUAUAUCUGGUUUCCUUGUAAUCAUUGUGAUCAUGCUCGUGGCGUAUUCAGUUGCAUCCAAUGUGAUUUAUGGCUGGAGGAUUUCCACAUAUAGAACGUUUACAGAUGCUCUCCUGACAAUCAUCAGUUUGCAAGUAGGCAUCUUUAAUUAUGACGAGGUCCUGGACAGUACCCCUGUGCUUGGUGGAUUACUCUUUGGUUCCUGUGUUGUGUUCAUGACAUUUGUGGUGCUUAAUCUCCUCCUCUCAGUGAUCCUCGUGGCAUUCAACCAGGAGCAAAUAUAUCACAAGCCCUCAGACGAGGAGGAGAUUGUUGACCUGAUGCUGAAGAAAAUCUGCAGUCUUUUUGGGAUCAGAUAUAAAGACACAAACGACAACAGGGGGCCAGAUGUGAAUGUGGCCAGUGGCUUGACCCUUAAUAACAGCAAGAAUAUCCUUAAUAAUUCCUCAAUCGAUGUAAAUAUUUAUCAGAAAUCUGACGACUGAAAAUCUCUAGGAGCUUAGCUUUAUUUUGUUGAGUUUCAUAUGAGUGUUUAGAAUAUUUUGCAUGCAGUAUAUCCACAUGCUCAUUUGUAAUAUUCGUUCGUCUUUACUUGUUUCCUGCUCGCAUGGUGUGCUACUGUGUGAAUGUGGUGUGAUGGAUGAUUAUGACAUCCACAAUUACACUGCACAUUGUUGGUGUGAAUCUGACAGGGUGUUUAUUCAGGCAAAGUUUAUUUUAUUCACAGCAAUGCUUUGCUUCAAUUAACCUCACUCAGGAUGCAUAAGGAGAAUGUCAUAUACUUCAAUAUAUAUUCAUCAAAUGAAUUGGCUAAGUUGUGGGUCCUAAUUUGUUAUCAAGAGGUGAGACAAUUGGUGUGGAAUAUAACUCAUGUUUAUUGCAUAUAAGUUAACAGCAGAAAUUGUCAAACAAAUUCAAAACACAUAAAUGGAUAAAAGCUUAAAGAGUUUUUUUUUUUUUUUUUUAAAAGGUAUUAUAUUGAC